Messenger RNA from Amaranthus tricolor (Joseph's coat), 1963 nucleotides. RefSeq lists its product as uncharacterized. Gene Ontology annotation, molecular function: nucleic acid binding. Bases 249 to 1694 code for a protein of 481 amino acids. The record is from RefSeq and is a predicted model, not a curated record. Lineage: Eukaryota; Viridiplantae; Streptophyta; Magnoliopsida; Caryophyllales; Amaranthaceae. Gene Ontology annotation, biological process: methylation. The transcript is spliced from 6 exons. Gene Ontology annotation, cellular component: cytoplasm.
CUCAUUCUAAUACGGCCUACAACAGAACACGACCAAAAUUUCAUGUCUAGUGAAUGUGCUAACUUUGCUCCAAUGAAGUUGGGCAAUGGCUUCAUUCGUUUUUCCAAAAUAAGGGGUUUCGAUUGGGGUUUAGCCGUUUAGGUAUAAUAACGGGCAACUUCGCUGCUAUUAAGCGCAAAACUUCCCCCCUCCUAGCGACAACAAUUCCUACAUCUAAUCGUUGAAACUGGUAGAAAAUUACACAAAAUAUGUGGUAUUUGUGCGUAUUCUUCCAUAGAUUGUUAGAUUACAGAAAACCAGAAGUUGAAGCUCUUGCUGAGUUAUUUGGAGCUUUUCCAGACCACAAUAAUGGCGACACUCGUAUUCUUCAAUGGAAGCUACCGGAUAAUUUCCACAAUGACUGUCCAUUUCACUUCGUUAAUCUUCCUUCUGAGGAAAUUGCCUGCAAAAUUGCUAAGCGAAGUAUACUUGUGAAGGGUAUGUAUGAAAUUUGGGGUGAAGGAAGUAGUUAUGAACAGCUGGAGGAUGCUGUAAACACCUAUCCGGAUGAGAGGAAGUUGCCGUACUUAACAUGUGAACACACUUUCAAGAUCAAUAUUGAUAGCUUUGGAAAGACUUUCAGUACCGAGGAGCAAAAAGAACUCCUUAAGAAGCUUGAAUUCAUUCCUUUCAAGGGACGAGUGAAUCUACGGAAACCAGAUCAUAACUUUUGGCUGAUUGAAAUUGAUAAUUACGGAAAUAAUAAUGGCCUUCCACCAAUUGUUGAAAAGAGAAUCUUUUUUGGACGAGAGAUUGGUGCUGCAGACAGAGCGCUUUUGCCAACAUAUCAAUUAAAGAGCCGUGUUUACAUUGGACCAACAGCUAUGGAUGCCGAAAUGGCUUUCUUAAUGGCCAACCAAGGCCUUGCUGCCCCUGGGAAGCUUGUUUAUGAUCCAUUUGUUGGCACCGGAAGUGUUCUGGUAGCUGCCGCACAUUUUGGUGCAAUGACAAUGGGUGCAGACAUUGAUAUAAGGGUGGUUCGUGACGGUCGAGGACCUGACCGUAAUGUGUGGAGUAAUUUUAAGCAGUAUGGAUUGCGAGAACCAAUAUCCCUGCUGAGGGCAGAUAAUAACCUUCCUCCUUGGCGUGCUGGUCUCAAAGAGAUGUUUGAUGCAAUAAUCUGCGACCCACCUUACGGUGUUCGUGCUGGUGGACGUAAAUCCGGUGGUAGAAAGCUGCUCAAGGGUGUCGUAGGCCCUUAUACAGUUCCCGAUGACAAGAGAGAAGGCCACAUACCAUCGACUGCAGCUUAUAGCUUGGUAGAAUGUGUCCAUGAUCUACUUGAUCUAGCUGCUAGGAUGCUUGUUAUGGGUGGAAGGCUCGUUUACUUUUACCCCGUGCUGAGAGAAGAGGAUUCCCCUGACCCCUCUUUUCCUGAACACCCCUGUUUCAAACUCAUUGCCGUCUCUGAGCAAAUACUUAGUUAUCGUUACAGCAGAGUGCUAUUAACGAUGGUGAAGGUAGCACCAUAUACUGAAGAAAUUGCUGCGUCUGCUAGAAUUAUGCACGUAGAGUUCAAAACAAACCAUUUAAAGUGGUUAGAAGAAGGCAACCUUCACUCUGCUGUCUUUGCUCCUAAUUGUAAACAGGGAGAAAAUGGGGAAGAGACAUUUUGCAAAGAAUCGAAGCCCAAAUAUCGAGGAAAAUAUGUUUAAGGUACACGAUAUUUAUUAUUUAGGUCGAAUACACUUGUUGUAGCUCCAUUUUUACCUCUACUCUUGCUUUUAGAGAUGAUUUUUAUACCUUGACCUGUUCAUCUGAAUUUUAUAGCCUUGUGUUCAGGUUUUGGGUUAACCUUAGAACUCAGAAGUAAAACAACUUGCUUUAGUUCCUACUUGAACGCACAUGUGAUGUCAUUUUUGUCAUGUAUGAUGUAACGCUGGCUGAUUUUUGACUCUAGCUAACUACACUUUGUGUUUUGAUC